Messenger RNA from Medioppia subpectinata, 711 nucleotides. NCBI's taxonomy places the organism in Eukaryota, Metazoa, Arthropoda, Arachnida, Sarcoptiformes, Oppiidae. The record is from the annotation of a GenBank genome assembly.
AUGGCCAACAUAUCGGUUCCUACCUUAGGUUAUUAUAAAGUGCGGGGUAUGACUCAACCCAUACGCUUUUUGUUGAAGUAUGCGGGCGUAGAAUUCACCGACAAAUACUACGGCACGGGUGACGCCAAAAGUCUGGAUGAAUUUAGAGCUGAAUGGUAUAAAGUGAAAUUCACCCUGGGCCUCGACUUUCCCAACGUUCCCUACUAUAUGGAUGGUGCUGUGAAACUGACCCAAAGCAAUGCCAUUAUGCGACACUUGGCCGGAAAGCACGGACUGGUGGCCACCGACGAGACCGGACUCGUACGCCAGGAUGUGGUGGAGCAACAGUUGGUGGACAUUAUGUGGGGCUUUGCGUUCAACUUUUCACCCGCGUUCAAUUAUUCAUUUGGUGCGGACUAUGAGACUGAAAAAGUUAAAUAUUUGGCCGAAACACUGCCCCAACAGUUGGACGCGUUGUCCCGGUUUUUGGGUACCCGUCAGUGGUUUACCGGUAAUCACAUUAAUUAUGUAGACUUCUUGGCGUACGAACGUAUGGAUUGGUUGCGACUGUUUAGCCCUGGUACUUUUAAUAAAUACAAGAUGUUGGUUGAAUUUAUGGACCGUUUUGAAAGUUUGCCGGCGAUUAAGGCAUACAUGAAAUCACCGGAGUUUAUAAGUUGGCCACUGUUUGGACCGGGCGCUCCUUGGGGUUACACAAAGUCAAAUUUAUAA